Messenger RNA from Salmo salar (Atlantic salmon), 2016 nucleotides. RefSeq lists its product as uncharacterized. The record is from RefSeq and is a predicted model, not a curated record. NCBI's taxonomy places the organism in Eukaryota, Metazoa, Chordata, Actinopteri, Salmoniformes, Salmonidae.
CAGCCUCUAUCCUCCAAACGAUGUGUCUCCGUAUCAUGUCAUCAUUUUUUCUGUUUUUAUCGUAGGUUCACCUACAGGUACUGCUGUCUGCCUUGGCCUCCCAGGUGUCCCAUCCGGAGAACAUGGAAGAGAACACCCUGAUUAUUUUACGAAAGGACGUACUCCGCUCUGCCACCAAGGCAUUCAGCUGGAAACGAUUCAACCUCAGAGGUUCAAUGAGAACGUUUGACAUGAUCUGUGGUCUUUCUGCUCUUGUGGCCCUGGAUGAGAUCACACAUCAGGAAAUACGAGCCAGGCUGGAAAAGCUCAAGGCGGCCACAACCCUGGAGGCUGCGAGUGAGGUCACGGAGGAAGUCUUCAAUUCUGCGUCCGCUGGGGGUCCUCAGCCCUGUCCAGACAUGGGAGGAAAGGGAAGACGUGUGGUUUGCUGCAAGGGGCUAUUUGGAGGUUUGGUUGUCAUGUGGACCAAAGGACUGGCUACUCUGGGCUUGCUGGAGGCAUCCUGCUGUAUUCAAGCAGAAGCUCCUAGCCAGACCUCUCUCAUGCAAUAGACCUCCUCACGCUCUUCCUCGUGAACUUCUCAGCCCCCGGUAGUGAUGAGAGAAUAGCUGAGAACAUAACGUAUGGCUACUGGAGGGACUGGCUUAUUGGGGUGGAGUGUAAGGAAAAUGUCAUCAAUCUUCAAUGCAACUGAUUCAUCAUCAUGUUUAAGGGAUGUUUCUUAGUCCAGGACAAGGCUUAAUCUGGGUCCUGGAAGCAGGCCUAAUAGAGGAGCUCAAGAACCAAUCAAGGAGAGAAUGUUUUUAUAUAUGAAUAGAAAUGCAUUAUACAUUUUACAUUUUAGUCAUUUUAGCAGACGCUCUUAUCCAGAGCAACUUACAGUAGUGAAUGCAUACAUUUCAUACCUUUUUUUUUUCUUCCGUACUGGCCCCCCGUGGGAAUCGAACCCACAACCCUGGCGUUGCAAACACCAUGCUCUACCAACUGAGCAACACGGGAUUAUGUGAGGAGAAGCACAUCAGCCUCUCAAGAUUCAUCCUAGGUCAUAUUGUCUGUGUUUGUGUCCUCUUCAGGGAUGUGAGUCUGACCGUCAAGAAGCUUCUGGUCUUCGUGUCUGGCCGAGGGGACAUCUCCACACUGGGCUUCCCCACACAGCCCACCAUGGAGUUCCUGCACACUCGGGGGGGAGAGACGGGUGUUCUCCACGCUGUACCUAGAGGCCAACACUUGCACUCUCAUCCUCCGUCUCCCAGUCCACUCCUCAUAUCAGCAGUUCAAGGAGUCCAUGACCUCAGGCGUACUCCAGACACAGAGGAGUCCAUGACCUCAGGCGUACUCCAGACACUCAUGUUGGCUUGAGAAGCCUCACUGGAGAAACCAGGUAGACUAAGACAGUGAGCAGGUCAAUGCCUCAGACAUCUAAGAACAAGACGGCUGUUUGGGCCUUGCAACAUGUGUCCCUCCAGUUAAUGAUCAGCUGUCAGUCUGACUGUUUCUUCAUUGUCUUCAUUAUCCCUGCAUUAUCUCUGGGCAGUUCCAGGUUCACCAUCUACAGUAUGUGAAGUUUAUCCAGGGUGGUCCUCCUGAGAAACAAACUACAGACACAAAACAAGAUGCUGUCACCUUCACCCUGACUGGGGGUUCCGUUCUAGAACACUUUGAUGUUGACACAUCUGAUGUACUAAAGUUCUGUAGAUAAUAGCCCCUGGGCCAGAGGUCCAAAGAGGGAUCCACAUGUUCCAGCUUAUUGAUUACUGUUUUGGUGACUAACUUUUAUUCAUGGCUGUGAUUACUACAUUUGUUAUAGUGCCUGUCUUUUAUUCAUGGCUGUGAUUACAUUUGUUACAUUGCCUGUCUUUUAUUCAUGGCUGUGUUUGUGUCGGUCAGAGGUACUCAGUGGCUUUUCCAUGUCAUUUACGUAAUUCUGAUUAUGUAAAUAGUUAAGCAACGAUGGAAACAUCAUAUCACCCACAUUAAACCACAACACAGACCUCCAAAUAAAUUAACUUGAAGUAA